Zingiber officinale is the source of this 671-nucleotide messenger RNA. Its product is annotated as CASP-like protein 2C1. Lineage: Eukaryota; Viridiplantae; Streptophyta; Magnoliopsida; Zingiberales; Zingiberaceae. The transcript is spliced from 3 exons. Bases 31 to 561 code for a protein of 176 amino acids. The record is from RefSeq and is a predicted model, not a curated record.
GCCGCUGGAAGGCGCCACGAGCUCGCGGGCAUGGAGCUGGCGGGAGCAGAGUGCGGCACGAGGGCUCUGUCCCUGGCGUUCGCUGCCAUGGCUGCUCUCCUCGUAGGCCUGGACAGAGAGACCGAGACGGUGGUAUUCAUCAGGAGAACGGCCACUGCCAGGGAUUUGACUGCCCUUUGGGUGAUGACCGUGACUGCUUCUGUGGCCGCCGGGUAUCACUUUCUGCAGCUCUGCAGGUGCAUGGCUUCGGCCGGCCUUGGCCGGAGUUCGAGUCUGCAGAGCAAGUUGGCGGCGUGGCUCCAGUUCCUGCUAGACCAGGGAGCCGCAUAUGCCACCUUCCUAACAACCAUGGCGGGGCUCCAAGGGUCGCUGGUGGGGGUGUUCGGCGUGCACAAAUUGCAAUGGAUGAAGCUAUGCAACAUCUACGGUAGGUUCUGCCGGGAGAUUGGCGGCGGUGUGAUAUGCGCGUUAGUCGCAACUUUCACCAUGGCAAUUGUGGCAGCCAUCUCCGCCCACCGCCUUUUCAAGCUCUAUCCUCGCGGCUCUUUACACUCAAAGUAGGCUUUUGGCACUUGUGGUAUCGCUAAAAAAAUUAUGCGAGUUUACGAUAAAUAUUUAAAAUUGUAAAAUAAAUUUUAAAUUAAUUGAAUCGAACUUUUAAAUUCACUUGA